CCUUUAUUCCGAAUCAGCUGUUUUCUUCUACUAACAUGACACUUGACACUUCCCUCCCCGCGCGACUCAGCUGUCACGUGACAACAGCUGUCACGUGACCACGUGGAGUGAGAGAGCAUGACACCUUCCUUUUACGUUCGACGUUUCUCUCUUAAAAAGAAAUCGCAGGACGAGGGACGUACUAGACUCGGGAUUCGAAAGGACGCAGGAGAGAAUGAUUGAGCAUAAUUUUCCACCCUUGAAGAAUGAUCGCGUCCUCAGAGCGGCACGUGGGGAGCCGGUCGACAGGGUGCCGGUUUGGGUCAUGAGGCAGGCCGGGAGGUAUCUUCCCGAGUUUCAGGAGGUCAGAGCCCGGUACGAUUUCUUCGCCAUCUGCCAGACCCCGGAACUGGCCUGCCAGGUGACCCUGCAGCCGAUAGAACGUUUUGAUCUCGACGCCAGUAUAAUAUUCUCCGACAUCCUGGUGAUCCCUCAGGCGAUGGGCCUGAAGGUCGAGAUGGUAGCGGGGAUAGGUCCGGUCCUGCCACAACCCUUGGCAGAUCCUAGUGACUUGGCUAGACUCGUGCGACCAAACGUACAAGAGGCUCUGGGAUACGUCGGGGAUGCUAUAACAUUGACCCGGCAUAAAUUGGAUGGAAGAGUGCCAUUGAUAGGCUUCACCGGAGCACCUUGGACUUUGAUGGGAUACAUGAUCCAAGGAGGAGGCAGUUCCACAAUGGCAAAGGCAAGAUCUUGGUUGUAUAAGUAUCCAGAGGACUCUCAUAAAUUAUUGCAGAUGAUUACAGAUGUUAUUGUGGAUUAUUUAGUGAUGCAGGUGAAGGCUGGUGCUCAGUUACUUCAAGUAUUUGAAAGCAAUGGCGAUUACUUGGAUGAUGCAUUGUUUACAACUUAUUCUUUCAAAUAUCUCAAACAAAUAAGCGAACGUGUACGAAAGCAAUUGAAAGAAGCAAAUAUUCCAGAAGUGCCUAUGAUUGCUUUUCCAAAAGGUGCAACCGUGAAUUCUUUAAAAAUUCUCGCUAAAGAUAAAAGUUACGAAGUUAUAGGCCUUGAUUGGACUGUAGAUCCUGUUGAAGCCAGAAAACAGCUUGGGCCUGAUGUUACGUUGCAAGGUAACAUGGAUCCUUGCGCACUGUAUUCUCCUCAGGAUAAAAUUGUUGAUCGUGCACACAAAAUGAUAUCAAAUUUUGGUAAAACUCGAUAUAUUGCUAAUUUGGGUCAUGGUAUUUUACCGGAUACUCCCAUUCUAUCUAUGGAAGCUUUCAUUAAAGGGGUACAUUCUGCAUAAGUAUAUCUUUACAAUCAUAAAUACAUAUAUAUAUCCUCCUGAGUCCUUUGCUCGAUUUUUCGAACAUGAUCUCUCUUUCAUAUAUCUAUGUUAUGCAUCAGAUUAUCACACGUAUAUAUAUAUGACUUAUGAAUUU
Molecule: messenger RNA, 1421 nt
Organism: Camponotus floridanus (Florida carpenter ant)
Lineage: Eukaryota; Metazoa; Arthropoda; Insecta; Hymenoptera; Formicidae
Gene: Urod
Product: uroporphyrinogen decarboxylase
Exons: 7
Coding region: 215-1285 (356 amino acids)
Biological process (GO): heme biosynthetic process
Cellular component (GO): cytosol
Molecular function (GO): uroporphyrinogen decarboxylase activity
Source: RefSeq, a predicted model, not a curated record